Messenger RNA from Amphiprion ocellaris (clown anemonefish), 2012 nucleotides. RefSeq names its product brain protein I3 (gene bri3). NCBI's taxonomy places the organism in Eukaryota, Metazoa, Chordata, Actinopteri, Pomacentridae. Bases 438 to 836 code for a protein of 132 amino acids. The record is from RefSeq and is a predicted model, not a curated record. The transcript has 3 exons.
GCGCAGAGGCUCCACGGCAGCGCAUCACAUGACGCUUCUCUUGUGACAAUCCAGACAGAAAGGAAAAGCCUUUCUGACUUCCAGCUGAGUUAUCUGCGGCUGUGAUGACUGUUGUUUUGGUGCCAAAGGACCAACUUCAAGGAGGGACAUGGAGUUGAGUUAACCAUUACCAGCAGCGCUCCGCCAUUCCGGCCUUUAAACUGGACGUUUGGUGAACAUUUGGGUUGUUGCGCCACCGGGGACAAAGUUGGCGCAUGGAGAGGGACGAAGUUUCAUUUUUGCGCAGCGUAUUUUCUUUGUUUUUUGUCGCCACUGCGUGUCAGCGAACGUCGCACAGCUUUUUUACGCGCGACCACAGCCGAGUACUUUAGUUUUUUUUGCCCCUUUUGUGUCGCGGAAGACUUCAGGGCAGAGACAAGUUGAGGACGUCGGCUGAGAUGGUGGACAACAAACCUCUGCUCCAGGACAGACCUCCCGCCUACGCCGCCGUCCCAGCGGCGUACGACUACGGCGCGCAGCAGCCGCCGGCGCAGCCCGGAUACGGUGCCAUCCCGGCCGCGGGACCUCCGCCGUACCCGUACCAGGAUGGCCAAGGAUUCCCGUCAGCCCAGAUGAGCCCGGCUGUCUCCCAGCAGCCCUACUCUGGAACGUACGCCAUCAUCCAGCCGUCUGUGGUGGUGGUGGGAGGAUGUCCAGCCUGCAGGGUGGGCGUCCUGGAGGAUGACUUCACCUGUCUGGGGAUCCUCUGCGCCAUCGUCUUCUUCCCUCUGGGCAUCCUGUUCUGCUUCGCACUGCGUCAGAGACGGUGUCCUAACUGUGGCGCCACCUUCGGCUAGAGGGACCAAACUGCAGCUCCUGCACACGCUUCUACUCCCAUGCAAACACACACAUCUACACACAUCUACACACAUCUACACACAUCUACGCACACAUCUACAUGAUCCACCAUGUCUGUGUCUUUUCUUUUGUAAUCUUUUCUUAAUAUUGCACAUUGCUGUUGCCAUUAAGUCGUGUACAACCAACGAUCUAGAUAUUUACUGCAAAUUACGAUGUGAGUUUUGGUCUUGGUCCGCUAGCUGAGGGAAUAUUCUAGCGUGUGUCCGUGUCCAGCUGUUGUCAGUGCCUUCACUACAUGCUGAGUGAUCAUCGGAUUCCGCCAGUCAUGAUUUCUUCUGUAGAUUUAGCUCAGCGAUGUGCAGAUCUGAGCAGAUUCCUUCGUUUGACAGAAUGAACCGAGGCAUGUAGAGGGUUUUUUUCUCUCCUUUUUGUAUUUGCUGCUUCACCGCAGACCUACUUUUUGGAUAACGUUGUGCUUAGUAAUAUCAGAUCACUUUUGAAUUAGAUUUUUUAGGAACCAUUUUUUGUUUUGUUCCUUUAUUUUCGGCUCAUUGUGGACAUGUUUAAGAAGAUCCUCGGACGUGGACUCUUCCAGCUGAAGCUGUGUUGAGACAGAAAAGCCUUUUUUUUUUGUCUGUUUUUGUUGAUAUUAUUUUUUGGGGCCAUAUUUGCACUGACCGUUUGUCUGAUGAUUCUUCUGCUGGGUUGUGCUUUUCCAGGGCCAAUGCAGACCUCAGGUACAUACAAUCUGAAACGCCCUCGACUUUACAACCUCAACCACUGUUUGACUUCGGUCUUACUUUAAAAAGAACUCUCGUGUCAAAAGCGCAGACCUUUAAUGAGUUCAAGGAAGCAUGCUGAAGAAAAUCUCUCGAUAAUGUGUAUAAUCUCUGAAUUUUUACCUUAGUACUCUGUGACAAGUCGACCUGCCCCGUUCCUCCCAGCCAGACAAUCAAUGGAGAAUGUCUACGUAUCCGUGUAUCUGCUGUAUCUCCGUGUCUUCCAUCACAUCAAGAUGUUACGAAACUGAAGGAGAAGGAGAUAUAACUGGAUGGGAGGGAUUCAAAACAAAACAAAAAAAUCUUGCUUUAGAAAACACACUACGCACGCUGUUAUGAUUGAGAUUCUUACUUUUUAUAUAUGAGUUACUGUAAUUAAAAAUGAAUGCUACUUAA